ACAAAGAUUUACGAGAGGUUGCUAGUUCCGACGUCUUUAAUUCAGUUUGUUGUUCUUGACUGGUGAAACAGUAGGUUAGAAGGUAACUGAAGAUUAACCGCAUUGAUACCACUGUCAGCAAACUGCAGCAAGUCAUAGGACAGAAGGGUAUGGUGGAGUGAGUAGAUCUCGACGCAGCCGAGAAGCCGUCUGCACGGGACCUGCACCUGUGUCUGUGUGCUCUGCACGAGACUGGAGUAGCAGGUGCUGAAGAUGACGUCACAGCAGGUGCAAUGGGCGGGAUGGCCGGUGCUUGUGGUGCUGGCGGCGCUGUUCUGGCCGCUGUGGCGAUGGUGGUGGGGGCGGCAGCGGCUGCGGCAGCUGGCGGCGCGCAUCCCGGGGCCCGAACCAUGGCCUCUGGUGGGCAACGCGCCGCUCUUCUGCAGGAAUCCCCAGCGCGCCUUCCAGACGGUGCUGGCGCUCAUAGAGCAAUACGGACCCACCAUCCGUAUCUGGAUCGGCUCCAAACUCUACAUCGUCGUCACUGACCCUCAGGACAUCGCGUGCGUGCUGGGGAAUUCUUCAGUGAUUUCCCGUGACAGCUACAUCAACAGACUAGCCAGCAAUUUAAUGGGCCAGUCCCUGAUCACAGCCAGCGGAGAACUGUGGAAGGCGCACCGCAAGAUCGUCGCACCAGCCUUCAGCUCCAACGUCCUGCAGGUGGUGCUGGACUACCUGCUGGCGGCCACGGAGUCUGGCGGCCGCCUCAGCGAGACUGAGCUGCAGGACGAGGUGAACACGCUGCUGUCGGCGGGCUACGAGACUACGGCCACCACCAUCUGCUUCGCGCUGCUGCUGCUCGGCAUGUACCCGCGCGUUCAGGACAACCUGGUCGCAGAGCUGGACGCCGUCUUCGGAGACGACCCGCAGCGAACCCCCACAGCGGCUGACCUGCGUCGCCUGCAUUAUCUCGACGCUGUCAUUAAAGAGACGCUGCGGCUGUUCCCGCCGGCGCCGAUCAUCCACCGCGAGGUGGAGACGUCGGAGCUGAAGAUCGGCGGCUGCACGCUGCCGGUGGGCGCCUCGGUGCUGGUGCUGAGCUACUCGGCGCACCGCCACCCCGACCACUUCGACAGCCCGCAGCACUUCUGCCCGGAGCGCUUCUCGGAGCCGCGCGCGCGGCCGCGCCACCCGUACGCGUACGUGCCGUUCGGCGCGGGCCCGCGCAUCUGCGUGGGGCGCGCCUACGGCCUGCUGCUGGCCAAGGCGGCCGUGGCGGCCGUGCUGCGCCGCCUGCGCGUCGAGUCGCGCCUCAGCUGGCAGGACCUGCGCGGC
Schistocerca serialis cubense is the source of this 1314-nucleotide messenger RNA. RefSeq names its product cytochrome P450 4g15-like. Gene Ontology annotation, molecular function: heme binding; iron ion binding; oxidoreductase activity, acting on paired donors, with incorporation or reduction of molecular oxygen. The transcript has 4 exons. The annotation marks the transcript as partial. The record is from RefSeq and is a predicted model, not a curated record. NCBI's taxonomy places the organism in Eukaryota, Metazoa, Arthropoda, Insecta, Orthoptera, Acrididae.